GGGAAUAUUUUAUCGCGGAUGAAAGUAGAAUUCAUACGGGCACUUGCUUGAUAACAAAGAGCUGUGGACAUUUUCGCAGAGAAAUAUUGGCAAAGUUGGCAGAUACCAAGUGAUGAAAUUACCUGUUGAUGCAAUUGGACCAAAAACAAACAUGAGUACAACAACAGCAACACAAAGCAGAUCUGAAGUGGACUUCUCAGAAUAUGUAUGGAUGGGUGAAGAGCUUGAAGAGUUUGAUAGAAAGUGUGAAGAAGAAUUUUGGGAAGAGCAAUUCAUAGAGUGUUGUUUCGAAGAGAUGAUUGCAGAAGAAGAAAAUCGUCUCCUGGAGAAAAACAAUGAACAAGCUCAGGAAGAGCAACAAUUAGCAGAGAAUGUACAGGCUCUGAAUUUGGAUAAGCCAGAGCUACCAGUCAUUACUUUCCAGAGCCUGUUGAAUCCAAAUGCUCCAGUGUUUAUCCCCAGAAGUAUGUCCACAGAUAGAUAGGGGCUGGAACAUAGAGAAGCCAGAUGUGAUAGUGUACAUGGCACCAAGCUUGCACUGAAAAAAAAAAAGACUUAAAAGAGAUGUCAAAAUGCCAUAAAAAUAACAAAAAUCCCAAAACUGUUUCUGAAAAAAAGUAUUUUGAUAUUUGUGGGAAGCUCAAGGCUGAGAGCAAGAAAGAGGAUUUGAGCAUUGUUCUUGUGUUUUAUGAUUCAACCACUCUCCUUUGAAUAGGAUCAAGGAUCGGUCCUCAUGACAGUAGAAACCAAAAGAUUUGUAAAGAUAUCUUCGUGAUUUCACGAUUUUUCAUCUCUGUGCAGUCUGAAACAUUGUUACUGCCAGUCAGGGAGUACCAAUUUUAGUUUUGAAUCAUAUCAGCUUUGGAGUGGAUUAUACUUUGAAAGGCCAAUGCAACCAAAGCCAGUGUAUAUUUUUUAAGAGCCAAUUUUAUGUGCUCCUGUUGUGACAAAGUAGGGUGGUUUUGAUAAUGCUCCUUUUGUGUUAUGUGUACAAAAUAUAGUCUAAUUCAAAAAAGAAAUGGGAAAAGGAGAGUAGAUCUGGGGUAUUUGAUGACAGAAUUUGCAUCUUCGGUUCAUGCUUGAAUAGAAUAUUUAUAUAUAAUGGACAUUUAAGACAAUGGUAUCAUAUUGGUCAAUGAAAAACAUCUUGUUAAUAUGAUGUACUUUUUUGUUCCCAUGGCGUGGCCAACCAAAUGAAAAGUAGUAGAUGUAAUGAAUAGCAAGUCUGUUGUUGUACAGCCAUACGGAACUCACAUCAGCAUCAGUAAAUUGUGAAAUUUUAAUUCCUUUGUACCUCUUAUUCCAAUUUGGUUAUGCAGGACCCAGCACAUCCAGCUGGUCAAAGUUCUUUAAGCAAAAAUUUGAGUUUGAUUUUUAUCAAUUUUAAUGUCAAAUGACACAGUUCUGUGGCUGUACAACAGCAUUGAUGAAACUAGCACAAGUGUAUUCUAGACAGUAAAAGUACAUCAAGCAGCACUUCAGUGUACUGAUUACAAAGGUUGACAUAGUUUCCUCGUACUUGAAAUGGAAGGUUAAUUAUAAAAUGUUACCUCACUAUGAAGCGAGUCCAAAAUUGGGACCAUUACUUUGCUUUAUUGAAAAGAAUACAUUUGAACGUAUAUUGUACUUGUCAUGAUACCCGAAGUGACAACUCAGUGUGUCUUAGUCACUUGUCAUGAAGUGGAGCUUAAAGAGCUUGGCUUUAAAGACUGGUUCUAUUUAAGAACACUUUUACAGUGAGCAAGUGUUGAAGUAUUUUUCUAUAUUUUUAAAAUGUGUCUAGCGGUUUUUGCUCUGACACAAAAAAAAUGAUAUUCAUUGUUUUGUAUGUUGAUUACUGUAUAUCGAAUAUUAUUCCAAACUAUGGUGAUAAGUUACUGCCUUUUUUUUCUGAGUUUUAAAGAUAUCGUUAUCCUUUAUAUUAGCCAAUAAGAAAUGUAAAGAAAUAUUGAAUUGGCAAGGUAUCAAACGAGAAGCAAGCGUUUGAUGAUUGUGAAUUUGAUAUGUCCAGUUAAUGAGAGUAGCAAGUAAAAUUGAAAAAUGUAAGUUUGGUGCAAAUACUUGUAGAAUUUUGAGUUUGAAAGGGAGCUUCAAAUGUCAAUUUUUUAAUUUGACCUUAUUAAAUAUGGUCAUUCUGCCCUUCAAUAAAAUUGUUUUAAAAUGUCA
Molecule: messenger RNA, 2166 nt
Organism: Lingula anatina
Lineage: Eukaryota; Metazoa; Brachiopoda; Lingulata; Lingulida; Lingulidae
Product: polyadenylate-binding protein-interacting protein 2
Biological process (GO): negative regulation of translational initiation
Cellular component (GO): cytoplasm
Molecular function (GO): mRNA regulatory element binding translation repressor activity
Source: RefSeq, a predicted model, not a curated record